Messenger RNA from Belonocnema kinseyi, 2569 nucleotides. RefSeq names its product peroxisomal acyl-coenzyme A oxidase 3-like. Gene Ontology annotation, molecular function: FAD binding; fatty acid binding; pristanoyl-CoA oxidase activity. Bases 422 to 2476 code for a protein of 684 amino acids. The transcript is spliced from 13 exons. Gene Ontology annotation, biological process: lipid homeostasis; fatty acid beta-oxidation using acyl-CoA oxidase. Gene Ontology annotation, cellular component: peroxisome. The record is from RefSeq and is a predicted model, not a curated record. Lineage: Eukaryota; Metazoa; Arthropoda; Insecta; Hymenoptera; Cynipidae.
AUGUUCCCAGUUCGAGAUUAAAGUUUAUACUUGAAUGACUGCAAAAUAAUCUUGUUUUAGAGUUUCAAAUUGCAGGUGUUAAACCUGUCAACUUUUGUGGAAGUUUUGCUUCGCCUGAUAUUGACACUAGAAAUUUUCGCUCGUUGAGAUUUCCUGCUAUUUAACAUGCACAAAAAUGCUCGAAUAAAAAAUUACAACUAUCAGUGCUGCUAUAUAAAAAAAUGUUGUGAGAUUGUGAGAAUAAAAUUUAAAUAAAGUAGACGGCACCUUAGUCACUUCUGCACAUCCGUCUUUGCAAAUCAAGCCGAUGUUUGUCGAUGUUGAAACUGCAGAAUCAUUGUUAAAGAUUGUGGAUAAAAUUACUUUUUGCUGAUUGAAAAUAAAAACGUGGAUUCAAUAUCAUCGGCUUAAGUCAAUAAAGAUGAGGGUUCAUAGUGUAAAAUUGAUGAAAAAAAUGGAUUUAAUUCGCGAUUUGCCAAAAGGACCACUAGAGGUUUACAGAAAGAGAGCAACUUUCAAUUGGAAGUCCAUGCGGAUUAAUUUAUUAGGUGAAGAUUUAGUCAGAUACCAGAAAAAGUUGUGGAACUACAUAGAAUCUAGCCCUGAGUUUCAGAGGCCAGUAAAAACAAUAUCUUUGGACGAAACUAGGAGAAGAUGUUACAAGCAACUCAAUUCUCUAAUUAAAAACGAUAUUCUGCCAAUUGAUCAUCCUGGUUGGUUCAAUUAUCUGUUUUUUUACGAUGCCUCAUUGCCAGUAGUAACAGGAAUAACUCAGGGAAUGGUACCUUCAGUGAUAUUUUCUUUAGGUACAAAUCGGCAUGGAGAAAUUUUGGAAAAAAUACAAGAGGGAAAAUACACUAGUUGCUUUGCCUUAACCGAAAUUGCUCAUGGAACCAACAUAAGAGGAAUGCUUACAACUGCAAAAUAUGAUCCACGAACUGAGAGUUUUAUUUUUCAUUCUCCAAAUUUCGAAUCUGCCAAAUGCUGGGCUGGCGCGCUAGGAAAAGCGGCAACACAUGCAAUCGUCUACGCUCAGUUAAUUACUCCAGAUAAUGAAAAUCAUGGACUGCAUCCUUUUAUAGUUCAAAUACGUGACCCAAAAACAUUUUUACCAAUGCCAGGAAUUACUGUUGGAGAUAUGGGAGAAAAAGUGGCUUUGAAUGGAGUAGAUAAUGGAUUUCUAAUGUUUAAUCAUUAUUCCGUCCCUCGCAUUAAUCUUUUAAAUAAAAAUGCAGAUGUUACAAAGGAAGGCAAAUACGUUGCUCAAAUUAAGGACCGGAGCAAACUUUUUGGUGCAUCGUUGGGUGCACUUUCGACAGGAAGAGUUACAAUUACAAUGAUUGGUACAAUGUAUAUCACUCUUGCUACUGUUAUUGCGAUUCGGUAUGUUGCUGCUAGAAAACAAUUUGGUCCUUCUGCUAAAGAAGAAUAUCCUGUUAUUGAAUAUCAAGUUCAGCAAGGAAGAUUGUUUCCUCAUUUAGCAUCGAUGUAUGCAAUGACUGUAUUUUCUCAUAUGUUUGUGAGAAAAUCUCGAGAAUUUCAAAUUGACAUGCUGACAUCGGAUGAUAAAGAAUUGAUUAGUACAAAAGGAUUGGAAAUUCAUGCAUUAUCAUCAGCAGCAAAGCCGCUUUGUACCUGGACUGCUCGAGAUGCAAUUCAAGAUUGUCGAGAAGCUUGUGGUGGUCAUGGUUACUUAAAAGUAUCACGACUGGGAGAUAUAAGAUCAGAAAACGAUGCAAACUGUACCUACGAAGGAGAAAAUAAUGUUCUGAUUCAGCAAGCGAGUAAUUGGCUCUUGAGCCAAUGGGCCAAUGUUAGCCAAGGAAAAAAAGUCGCAUCUCCACUUGGAUCUGCAAGCUUUCUAGAAGGAGCAAAUCAAAUUCUUUCCCUUAAAUUUAACUGUUCUUCAAUCGACCAGACGAUGCAACUUGAAAAUCUUCUUAUCGCUUUCAAGUGGCUAACUUGCUACUACUUGAAGAAAACUUACGAGAGAGUUCACAGACUUAAGCAAAAUGGAAAUGGAAAUUUCGAAGCCAGAAAUGAUUCACAAACUUACUUUGCUCGAACUCUUACUUUAGUUUAUGCUGAACACGCUAUAAUCCAAACCUUCUGUCAUCGAAUUCAAGACCCAGAAUUUAAAGACGACGAACGGCUCGUUUUGACAAAAUUGUGUUCACUGUAUGCUGGAUGGUCUCUUGAAAGAAGAUUAGGAGAUUUAUAUGCGGGAGGAUAUGCCUCUCCAGAUUCAAAAAUUGAUAUUUUACUUCGGGAAGGAAUUAUCGCAAUAAGCAAAGAUCUUGUCAAAGAUGCUGUAGCCUUAGUUGAUGUUGUGGCUCCUCCAGACUUUAUUUUAAAUUCGCCUCUUGGAAUGUCAGAUGGCGAGAUAUACAAACACUUGGAAAAGUCCUUCUUAAAAAAUCCAGAAAAUCUCCAACGUCCAUCUUGGUGGCAAGAAAUAAGCAGAUCCAAAUUAUAAGUACAACAAGAAAAAUUUUAAUCGCAGAUAAAAAAGAAACAACUUGUAAAUUAAGAAAGAAUUGUUGUGAAUUAUUUUUAUAUUGAUUUUUAC